Messenger RNA from Arvicola amphibius (Eurasian water vole), 4635 nucleotides. RefSeq names its product adhesion G protein-coupled receptor G5 (gene Adgrg5). Gene Ontology annotation, molecular function: G protein-coupled receptor activity. Gene Ontology annotation, cellular component: membrane. Lineage: Eukaryota; Metazoa; Chordata; Mammalia; Rodentia; Cricetidae. The transcript has 13 exons. Bases 244 to 1971 code for a protein of 575 amino acids. Gene Ontology annotation, biological process: cell surface receptor signaling pathway; adenylate cyclase-activating G protein-coupled receptor signaling pathway. The record is from RefSeq and is a predicted model, not a curated record.
GCUGAGGUGAACUGAGAAGUCACAGCUCUCUGCUCCCCACAACUUCCUUUUCUCCCUGCAAACGCUGGAAGGCUGAAUCAAGACAGCUCUGAGGACGUGACUGCAGCAGCUGCCACAGGUCCUGGCUGUCUCACUGGAAACAGCUCACGUUGUCCCUUCCAAAGCCUCCUCAGUCGUCCCAAAGCUUGCCCUGCAUCCCUUCUCUGAGAUCUCAGGAAGACCACGAGGAUCCCAGCAGAGGACAUGGAUGUACACGUGUCCCUUUUCGUCUGCCUGUGCCUCCUGGCUGCUCAAAGUAUCCCAGCAGAAACAAUAUCAGAGCUACUGACCUUGAUGACGCACCUGGAGCGGCCCAGAGGCCGGACCUCGUCUUCCAGAGUGAAUCCCAGGCAUAUCCAUCACCUGGAGCAGAUGUUGCUCAACGCCAGCUUCUGCGGGCACAACCUGACGCUGCAGACGAACGCCAUCCAGUCUCUGGUCUUCAAGUUGGGUUGCAGCUUUCCUGGCCUUUCCCUGUCUAGUACCACCCUGCCAAAUGUCCCCCAGGUCAGAGGCAGCCAGGGAAGGCCUGCAGGGGCUUACGGUCAAGAUCUUCCCCCACUGCUGGUCCCCAGUCCCCUGUUCAUGCUCUGUCCUGAUCUGCUGGGAGUUGCCCCUUCUGCUUUGCUGUCUGGAGAGCAGAAAGAGGAGGCCUGGGCCCCACAUGGCAUGCAAUUUCCUGCUGAGCUGACCAAGGAUGCCUGUGUGGCCUCCCAGCCUGCUGGGCUCCGACUCAUCUGCAUCUACUUCUUCACGGCGGCACAGCUCUUCCAGGAUGACAGUAACUCAUCCCUGCUCAAUAACUAUGUCCUGGGGGCCCAGCUGGAUCACAGGGCUGUGAAAAACCUUCAGAAUCCUGUCAACAUCAGCUUCUGGCACAACCGAAGUCUGGAAGGGUACACUGUGACCUGUGUUUUCUGGAAGGAGGGAGCCGGCCAGCACAGCUGGGGGACCUGGAGCCCUGAGGGCUGCUAUACAGAGCAGCCUUCACCCUCUCAGGUCCUCUGUCGCUGCAACCACCUCACCUACUUCGCAGUUCUCAUGCAGGUCUCUGGAGAUCCAGUGCCUGCUGAGCUACGAGUGCCUCUUGAAUACAUCUCCUUGGUGGGCUGCAGCAUCUCUGUCGUGGCCGCGCUGCUCACCAUACUACUGUACGCCCACUCCAGGAAGCAAAGUGACUCCGUCACACGUAUCCACAUGAACCUGCAGGGCUCUGUUCUGCUCCUGAAUGUCAGCUUCCUUCUGAGCUCCCAGAUGGCCCUGCCCACAGUGCCCAGGUCAGUGUGCACGGUGCUGGCUGCCACCCUCCACUAUGCGCUGCUCAGCUGCCUUACCUGGAUAGCCAUUGAAGGUUUCAACCUCUACCUUCUCCUGGGGCGCGUCUACAAUGUCUACAUCCACCGAUACUUGCUCAAGCUCUGCGUGCUGGGCUGGGGCUUUCCAGCCCUCUUGGUGCUGCUGCUUCUGGUGAUCAAGAGCUCAGUGUAUGGGCCCCACAUGAUCUCUUUCUCCAAAAGCCAGGAAAAUGGCACAGGCUUCCAGAAUGUGUCCAUGUGCUGGGUACGCAGUCCCAUGGUACACAAUGUCCUGGUCAUGGGCUAUGGUGGCCUCACAUCUCUGUUUAACCUGGUGGUGCUGGCCUGGGCUCUGCGGAUUUUGUGCAGGUUACGGGCGCGGAAGAAGGCUCUGAGCUCCUGGGCCUACCGGGACACCGUCAUGGUGCUGGGCCUCACGGUGCUCCUGGGCACCACCUGGGCCCUGGCCUUCUUCUCCUUUGGUGUCUUCCUGCUGCCUCAGCUCUUCCUCUUCACCAUCUUCAACUCGCUCUAUGGUUUCUUCCUCUUCCUGUGGUUCUGUUUGCAAAGGCAUUACUCAGACGCCGAAGCCAAGGCAGAGAUGGAGGCAGUCAGCUUCUCCCAGACGACACAUUAACCCAGCUCCCGGCCUGCAGCCUCAGCCUAUCCUGCUUCCAGCAGCCCACGGCCUUGGCUCAUCCUGGGACAGUGGUGGGCAGGUUGUGGAACACCAGAGUCCACUGUACCCUCAAGGGAUCCUUUUUACCUCCCAGAAUUACCUAGGGCAGAAGGCAGCGUGUCCUGGGUGCAACUCCAUUGGCCAGGCUAUGGUCUGCGAGCCAGGAGGUUACGCCAGACUGGAUCACACCUUGCACCCUGCUCAGCACUUACAGAUACAGCCUUGUGGCCUGUUUCUGGGGCCAUUCUUCCUUUUGCCAGUCCCAUCUGAUGACGACUUCAAGUUUCCAUCUUUCCAAAGGUCAAGAAAUCCAGCCCUUCCCCCUCCUUAACCUACACAGCCAAGACAAGACCUCUGUGUCUUUCCCUGAAGCAGAGCCCGCUGGGCUUGAGGGAUCUAGCUGCUAGCCCACUGUGUAGGACCCGAUUUUCCUGGUGGGCCUGAGGGUGUGUGUUCAAAAUCUACAAAUUCUGCCCACAAUGGGAGCGCAUCUGUGUUGCUAUUCAGACCAGGUGGGAGACCGCGCUUCCCCCAGGAUGGACAGUAGGGGGCGCUGUUGCCUUGUGUGCCAAGGCAUUGGCUCCAAAAUUGCCGCUGGAAAUGCAGCUGUUACCUACCUGUCUGAGGACCCAUCGACAAGUAGGAGAGUCUGGGACCUACAACGCCAUUGGCUUUCACACAUCCAUUGUCUCUUUCUCUGUGCAGUUGAACAAGGUCAUGUUUGGGGGUUUGGGCCCAGGUGUUUCUGGCACCCAAACAGCUGCUUGGGGUAGACAUCAGACAUACCAUGUACUUGAACCACAGAAAGGGAAUCAGAGCUGGAUGCUAUCCUCCUGGACAUUUCUGGGUAAUCAUGUCUCCAUCCUCCCAGGAGGUCCUCUGAGUGUUUCUGGGUAAUCAUGUCUCCAUCCUCCCAGGGAGUCCUCUGUGUGUUUCUGGGUAAUCAUGUCUCCAUCCUCCCAGGGAGUCCUCUGUGUGUUUCUGGGUAAUCAUGUCUCCAUCCUCCCAGGGAGUCCUCUGUGUGUUUCUGGGUAAUCAUGUCUCCAUCCUCCCAGGGAGUCCUCUGUGUGUUUCUGGGUAAUCGUGUACUUAGCCCCCCACUGGCUGCGGAGUGUACAGGCUCUGGGCCAGGCUGCCUGGGAUCAGAUGCCAGGUCUGUGGCUGUGGGCAAGUUGUUCAGCCUCUUUGUGCCUUAGUUUCUCCAUCUACAGCAGGGACAAUAGUAGUAACUGUUUGGAAGAUUCAGUAAAAGAAAAUCCACUUAAGUCUUACUACAUGAGGCCUCAAAAAGUGGUCACUGUUAUUACUAGAUUUAUAGUAUCAUUUUUAUUCUAAUUAUUUCUCUCUCUGUGUGUGUAUGUAGUGUAUGUGCACACACGUGUGCAGGUGCAAUAUCCUUGCACAUAUGUCCUGGAACCAGAGAAGGAUAUUGGGUGCCCUGUUCUCUGACUCUCUGCCUUAUUCCCUUGAGACUGGGUUUCUCAGUGAUCAUGGAGCCAGGCUGAUAGCCAACAACCCCAGCAAUCCUUUACUUUCACCCAACACCCCUCCUGCCCCCCACCCCGACCAGCACUGGGGUUACAGGCUCAUGUGACAUACUUGACUUUUUUUUACAUAGGCGCUGGGAUCUGAACUCAGGAUCUCAUGCGUGUGCACAAAUGCUCCUAUGUACUAAACCAUCUCUUCAAAGGCCUAGUUAUUGAUAACAGCUUCAACUGAGGGAAGCUGUUUAGGUCCCAGGCCUGGUGCUGUUUGACCCCACAGCUCCUCCUUAGGCAUAUCCUUCCAUCUUGUGGCUUCCUCCCCCACUUUUCUUGGAGAAGGACCUUGCUCACCCCCUCUGGCCCCUACUGUAUCAAUGAUGUUCCCUACAUUCUACGACUCCAGGCUAGCCAUGUCUCCACCCCAGUUUCUGAGUCCUCCACUUAUCCAUUUAUCAUAUCUUUCAUGAAACCUCCCCAGUUGCACCACAGGGAAGGCCUCUUUCCCACGCUGGCUCCAGGCUGGAUCCUCCACCAGAACCCCCCAUGGUUAGUCCAGCAUGGAGAUCCUUGGGUUUGGUCUCCACGUUAAUGAGGAACCUUUGGACAACUGGAUGGGUGGGAGAGAGGUGACCCAAGUGAAACAGGGGCCUUGCUUGAGCCAAGGACCUGGCCUCUCAGAACUGGUAAACCCAGAGCCACCCGAAGGAGGACAUGGUCGCAAGGACAGCCUGUGGCUCUGCACCCCACUGAGGUCCAGACUCUGGGGUAGCACUUCAUGUAUCUACCCCAGUAGGGGCGGGAAGUUGGGUCAGCCGGAGGAGGUAUGGGCUGCCAGGUCUGCUCUAGCUUAGUGUUCCCAAUAGACAUAGCCUAGGUGGUGGACCAGCUUCUGAGCUUCCAGAUGGGCAGGAAGGUAGGAAGGUCUGGGAUGGAGUUUGGGGAUGCUGCCCAGAGGAAGGCUCUGAGGAAGGGCUGACAGUGGGCGUGGUCUCAGGAAGGCCUGGUACAUCAGGCACGAGCAUGGGUGAACAGUGGCUGUUGAAGAGAGAAUUCCAGAUAAUGCAAAGGAAUUUUACUUUUGAAGACACGCUCACACUAAGAAGUUAACUCGUCUAUCUGAAAUUCAAAUUCCGCCUCA